This is a messenger RNA of Paramecium octaurelia, 1029 nucleotides long. NCBI's taxonomy places the organism in Eukaryota, Ciliophora, Oligohymenophorea, Peniculida, Parameciidae. The record is from the annotation of a GenBank genome assembly.
AUGGAAUAGGGUGAGAUGAGAAUAUGUUAGAAACAUAAGAUGGAGAUAAUUAUAGUGGAUCUUGAAAGUAGGAUUGCUUAGGAGGAUAGAUGUUUAUGUGUGAGAUGUAUAAUUGAGAGAAUGGAUAAGAAGAGAAUGAAUUUGAUAGAUGAAACAAGGGAUAUGAUAAAAGAAAUGAAGAUAAAUGAAUAGAAUUAAGGGAUUAAGGAUAACAAGAAGAGAUUAGAUAAUUUGAAUGCAAUUGAAUAAUUAUUAAGGGAACUUAAAUAAAAUAUGGAUUCUAUAUUUGAUAAGAUAUUUAGUAAUAUUCAAUUGAAAUUGAGUUAGAUAUCCUAAGAUAUAAGUAAAAUUGAAACAUAAUCAAUUAUAUUUAAUUUUUAAGAUGAUAUUGAAAGAUUAUCUUAAUAUUAAGAAUAUUAAAUUAAUGAAUAAUCAAUUAAUUUAAUUGAAAAUGAUCAUCAAUUUAUAGAACAAAUACAAAAAUAAUUAGAGUCUUUUAUAAAUUCUGAAUAAUAUAAUAAAUUAAUGAAUAAUUAGAAUAUUAUAAGAAAAUCUGAAUUAAAAGAGGAUUUAAUUAAUAAUGAAUAGAAAUAUGAAAUGAUAAAAACAUAAGAUUAUGUAUAUUAUUUAAUAUUUAUAAUGAAUUAGAAAACACCUGCAUUGAAAAUGAUUUGUUAAGAACAUACAAAAGAGAUUAUAAUGUUUAAUUUGAAUGGAAAUUGUAAUUCAUAACCGAGAAUGGCAUGUGUUAAAUGUAUUUAAUAAUAUCCUGCAUAAUAUACUCCUUUAGAAGAUGUUAUUAUUUAAUGGGAAUCAUAUCAAAAGAGAAAUUAAAGUAAUUUGAAUGAAUUAUAAAAUACAAGGAAUUCUAUUUAAUAGAAAAUACUAAAAAUGAUUUAAGAAGUUAAAUUAUAAAAUGAUCAAAUAUUUGAUGAAUUAAUAUAAUCUUUAAUUAAUUAAGAAUAAUCAAUAGAAUAGAUGAAUUAGAAUGAAAUGAAUAAUAAAUCAAUUUAUUAAUUAACAUCUAAU